Varanus komodoensis (Komodo dragon) is the source of this 1586-nucleotide messenger RNA. RefSeq names its product meiotic kinetochore factor (gene MEIKIN). The record is from RefSeq and is a predicted model, not a curated record. Gene Ontology annotation, cellular component: kinetochore. NCBI's taxonomy places the organism in Eukaryota, Metazoa, Chordata, Lepidosauria, Squamata, Varanidae. The transcript is spliced from 13 exons. The coding region runs from base 82 to 1362 and encodes 426 amino acids. Gene Ontology annotation, biological process: meiosis I sister chromatid cohesion; male meiosis chromosome segregation; female meiosis chromosome segregation.
CCUUUGCUAAAUAAGUUUCCGAAGCCAGGCGAAAGCUUGAACUAGGCAGAGUUACUGUAGAGGGAGAGAAGGCAAACAAAGAUGGACUGGAUGAAACUGCAUGCUUAUUCCAGGAAGAGGCAGACUCAAAAAAAUGUUCGCUGUCCUUCUCCUGUGCCAGGCGUGGCAGCAUCUGUCACUAUGGGCCGAAGGCAUUCUAAAGCCAAAGGACCGCAGCCAUGCCAAGUUCUGCUUUCCAAGCCUGGAUGUAAACCUGUCAGAAAGCAGUUUGGGAAUACCAUUGCAACAGCUUUACCAAAGAUUCAAGAAACCUCUGAUGUGGCCCCGAUGGGUUGCCUUUCAGCUGAACAAAGCAUUGAAUUCAAUUACAAUGAAAACAGAUGUGUGGAGAAGAAUAUAGAUAUCAGUGAAACAGACACUGUAUUAAAGGAUUCUUUGCAGUUGAACUCUGCAAGUAAAAAGAGCCCAAGAAACAGUGAAACUGCUUCAGGAAUGACUCUGCCCACAGGUGUUUCAGACUUCCUGCUGCACUGUUUGGAUGCAGAUUCUACCAUGUGCUGCGAUACAGAACUUAGUGACUAUACAUGUAGUUAUUCAUCACCUGAAAUCUUUAGGGAGGAAAGAAGUUUAGAAGGAAGCACUGCUAGUCCUGAAGAAGGGUGGCAUAUCCGAUGCAAAAAUUCAACACUCUUGGAUACCAGCAAAGCUAUCAACAUAGACAAGAUGCAGCAGCUGCCAAAUCUUUCAAAGAUAUUGGGUAACUCUAAGCAUGUUAAGAGGUCAAUACCGGAGCAUUACAAGAUUGACAAUCAGCAGCCCAGGAAAAUGAAGUGCAGGAAAAAAAUAAAGUUCAAAAACCUGUUAGAAAAUACAGCUUCCUCAUCUUCUCCUGUCAUACUGGGUUCAGUUGGAAGAAACCAGUCAGCCAUAUCUUGUACAGGCACAGCUGAAGCAUUUCUUUCCAAACUGUCAGAUGCUGACAUGGAGAUUAGGUCUAGAGCAGUGAACAUAAGAAAGAAUAAAGAUUUCCUAACAAGUACAGCACUUCUGCAGCCAGAAGAUUUAGAGCUGGAUUUGUCCUCUGUGCACAAGGUCUCUCAAAGUGAAGACAUCUUGCCAAAUACAAGUAGUCUGUAUAUCAAUUCAGAAGAAAUUGUUCCUGUGUCUCUGUCUCCAGAAAGGAUGAUUCGUCAGCAUUUGCGAAACAAACCAGAAAUCUGCUCUAUCAUUAAAGCUUCACCAGGAUUGAGACCAGUGAAAGUUAUCCAACAUCCACUGAACAGAAAAACAUUCUUUCCACCAGAAUCAACUGAAGAUAUUAUUGCAAGUUCAGAAAACUGGGAGAGCAACAAUGACAGAUGAGUGCUUCCAUAGGUCAAGGGAACAUGAUGGAAAGCCCUUCUGUAAAGUGGGAAAAAAGGAGCACCUUAUAGAACCCUGUACAGCUACAAUUGUAUGAACAAGGUGCAAUCAGUAAAAGGUAAUUAAUACUCAAGUUCUAUUUGAAUGAAUGGGAGUAAUGUUCUUAACAUUACACUUAGAUCCUAUGGAUGUCAAUAUUUAUUUCCAGUUUUCAGAUGUAGUCA